AUGGCAUCGCUUCAAAACCUUAUAGUCCAACAAGAAGUAAGGGGCAGUAAUUUCGAAAAAUUCAUAGCGACAAUUAAGAAGGCACCGCUUGAAAGAAGAACUGAGGAAUUCUACAUUGGCAAGCGUAAGGAGCUAGAGCAGCUUUGGCAGACGUUUGAAUCGGCAGAAAACCAGAUCCGCAAAGAUCCAUCAUUGGCAGAGGAUGAUCCGUAUAUAGCGGAGAAUCUGCACCAGCCCAUAGGAGAAAAGUGCAAUGCAACAGUGGACUAUAUAAAGGCGGAGUUGGAGAAGCUGAAGUCUGCCAAGGUCAAUCCAGAUAAACCCACAAAGGCAAGAUCGCCAGAAAAUGAUUCAGAACCCCAAUCAUCAGCCCAGGUUAAGGAACCUGCGUCGGCUCAAGUUGAGGGACUGGCCCGAAGGGUAAAGGCGAGAAUCACAGCCCUCGGUCGCCUUCUGCAGAGUUUGGAAAAUAUAGAGACGGGACAGUCAAACCAAGUCUAUGUGAUAAAAGAAGAGUCGAUGAAAGGGCUGUGGAGCCAAAUUACAGGCCUGUACGAUGAAAUUUGGCAACAGGUCGAGGAUCCUUCGAGAAUCGGUCUGAAUCAAGACAACUACGAUAGCCUAGAAGAUGCAGUUCAAAGCAACUUGAUAAGGCUGCCAAUACUGAAAGAGAAAUGCGGUGGCAAUAUAACAAGCACACCUCAAUUGGGAACUGACUUGGUAGCACACAGCUCACUUCCACUACCAAAGAUAACAAUCCCUCAAUUCAAUGGGGAUUGUCUGAAGUGGCGUCAGUUCUAUGAACUCUUUCUGGAGAUGGUGGACAAGCAGCAUCUUCCUAAUGUCCAAAAGAUGUGGUACUUAAAAACAAAUUUGUCGGGCGAAGCUGGAAAACUCAUAAGCCACUUAGCCUUGACAGAGGACAACUACGCAACUGCAUGGAUGUUGCUCCAAGAACGGUACAAUAACAAACGGGUUCUUGUUUCAACAUUGGUAGAACGUAUUCUAAACCAGCCAACAGGAACCACAUCAACCGCUUCUAUCAAAGCUGUGCAUGAUACGACGAGGGAAUGUAUGUUGGCCCUGAACAACCUGGAUAUUGACACUUCGCCGUGGGACGCGCUAUUGAUCCAAUUGAUAACGAAGAAGUUGGAUCAUGCGUUGUACAUACGAUUUAUGCAAUCGUUAAAAAGGCCGAAGGAGGUCCCUUCCAUGAAAGAACUCUUUGCAUUUUUGGAAUUGCAGUUUGAGUCAAUGGAAUCGAUUGGGAAAGUGGCAACUGCUCACAAAGGUUCAAGCAAAGCUGUUUCGUCCAUAACAUCAAUGGAGAAUCACAGUAAUUGCAAGCUAUGCAAAAAUGGUCAACGUCGUCUUUAUCAAUGUAAGCAAUUCUUGGCGAUGUCGGAAUCUGAAAGACUCCAAUGGGUACAACAACAUAAAAUGUGCGUGAACUGUUUUAAGGCUGAUCAUAUAGCGAAAAACUGCACAUCUGGUAACUGCAAGAAAUGUAAUAAUAAACACAAUACGUUGUUACAUUUAUCAAGGAGAUCUCAAUCAUCAUCAACAGGCUUAAAUCAAACGUCAACCACAAGUAGCAAUCAUACACCAGUCAAUACUGCUGUAAUUUCUUCGGCAUCAGCAGAAGAUCAGAAGAACGUAAUUCUUGCCACUGCGAGAGUCACCAUAAAAGCUGCAAAUGGUAUGUCAGGCGGUGAUUCCGGUUCACAAGUAAAUAUUGUUACAGAACGGCUGAUUAAAAGGUUAUCAAUUGCAACAACAGAGACCUCUUUGUCUAUUGACGGAGUUGGAAAAAUCCAGAAGAAGGCUUAUCAUCGUGUGAACAUGCAAAUGUUGUCUAACAAUUCUGGAUUUUCAUCUUAUUUGGAAGCAUUUGUUUUACCAACGAUUAUACCUGCACAACCGAGUCACGAUUUGGACAUAUCUAACUGGCAGAUUCCAACGAACAUUAAAUUGGCCGAUCUAAAUUUUAAUAUUCAAGGAAAAAUUGACAUCCUACUCGGGGCGGAGUUUUACUUCAGCCUAAUGCAACCGGGUACAAUAAAACUGAAUAAUAAUCAACCUAUUCUGCAGAAUACUGCGCUUGGCUGGAUUGUAGGCGGCUUAAUAGAACAAUUAUCAACGAACGUCACAUCAGCAGCGCUAACAUGUGCAAUUUUCGAUAGUGAAACUUCACUGGCACAAGCAAUUGAGAAGUUAUGGAAACUCGAAGAAGUAGCAUCAACAGAAAGGGUAAUGUCUCCGCUGGAAACCCGGUGCGAGUCUCAUUAUAAUCAGCAUGUCCAGACGGAUCAGAACGGUCGAUUCAUUGUUAGUCUUCCUUUCCAAGAAUCUCCAACAACAUUGGAAAAAUCUCAUGCGAUGGCGAUAACCGGUUCAUGGAAGGAUGAUAUCCGCAUGCAAUACAUCAAGUUCAUGCAGGAAUAUCAAAUGCUGGGACACAUGCAGAAAAUUGACGUGAAUAUAGUGUCGAACCCUAAAUAUUUCAUUCCGCAUCACUGUGUGCUUAAACCAGAUAGUACCACGACAAAAUUAAGGGUGUUAUUUGAUGCAUCCGCGAAAACGUCAUCGGGUCAUUCGUUAAAUGACUUAAUGUACACAGGACCAACUGUGCAAACACCGUACCUUGCCACAAAGUGUCUACAGAAAAUCGCAGACGACAACUUGGAUCGCUAUCCCCUUGGUUCAGAAAUGCUAAAAGAGAACUUUCAUAUGGACGAUGGUCUCGGUGGUUCUGAUAGCUUAAACAUAGCGAUGGAGACACAAAAGGAAUUGAUAAUCAUUUUGAAAAAGCACGGCUUCAAUUUAAAAAAAUGGUCGUCAAACAGUUCAAGAUUGCUAAAGGAUAUACCUUAUAGUGAUAGGGAAGUCAAUCUAGAUUUUGAAGAAAGCAAAACGAAGAAGACUUUGGGACUAUUUUGGAUGCCUCAGGCCGACCGAAGGCAAAUAGUGAUCAUUGUCAAGUAA
This is a messenger RNA of Musca domestica (house fly), 2985 nucleotides long. RefSeq lists its product as uncharacterized. The record is from RefSeq and is a predicted model, not a curated record. Lineage: Eukaryota; Metazoa; Arthropoda; Insecta; Diptera; Muscidae. The coding region runs from base 1 to 2985 and encodes 994 amino acids. The transcript has 2 exons.